Messenger RNA from Actinia tenebrosa (Australian red waratah sea anemone), 3452 nucleotides. RefSeq names its product glutamate receptor ionotropic, NMDA 1. Gene Ontology annotation, cellular component: membrane. Lineage: Eukaryota; Metazoa; Cnidaria; Anthozoa; Actiniaria; Actiniidae. Gene Ontology annotation, molecular function: signaling receptor activity; ligand-gated monoatomic ion channel activity. Gene Ontology annotation, biological process: monoatomic ion transport. The record is from RefSeq and is a predicted model, not a curated record.
CCUCAAGCGCAAAGCAGUACUAUCGGUUUGAUUACGCGAACCAUCUCAUGCUUACAAACAAUGCGGUAAAAACCGGCUGUCUGAUAAUGAAAUCCUUUUUCAAGCAUUCAUCAUGAAACUGUCAGAUGAAGGAAACACACGGUUCCAUAACUAGCAUAUAACUAGCUAUCAAAAGAUAUGCUAGAUGUGUGUUACUGCUGCAUUCCCUGGUAUGAAAACCGGGUUGAACCUAAAUGGUAUUAAAUGCUACCAUAAUCUAGUCAUCCACCGCCAUAAUCUAGUGAAAAGACUUCAGUCAAGACCGAUUGGUACUUCCUUUUGAAGAAUGUAGGUGUUCAAAAAAGACUGAAAAGACUAAAACUGAAUACGAAUUACAAAUCUGGAUACCUGACAUACAUUAAAUGCAGUUGCUCUCGGCUCUUGGCGACGAUUCUUGAUAUGUAAGAAGCUGACUUUACUGUCAUAAAAAAAACCGGCAAUUGAAUGCCACAAAAAAGUACACUGAGUGCUACAAAGUGAUGGACAGACACUUUUUCAAAGCUUGUGUUUCUCURCCGAUAAAUGUAUAACUCAUGAAACUCUACAAGUUUUGGAUUAUUGCUCUUCUUGGCUGGAUAUAUCUACAAAACUUCACAACAGUUCAGCUUAAAGCCGUUUUUAGAGUUGGGGUUUUUUAUGACUGGGAUUUUCCAAAUGGAAAAGAAUACAUUUCCAAGCUGACAGCUAAUACCCCACAUGGCAGCCUUAGCUUCAUACGCUCAACACCCGCUAUCGACGACAUCUCUAAUUUAACUAUAGACUUCGUUCCAUAUUCUGUACAGGAUUUGUCUUUAUCACAAAUUACAUAUUUGUUCUGCGAGAAAAUUAUCAACGAAGAUGUUUCUGCCAUUGUUCUUCAUACCAAGGAUACAAGACUGACAAGAUAUCUGGCAUAUUUAGCCUCUCAUCUUUGGAUUCCUGCAAUAGGAACAGCAACUAACGACCCAUCUUUAUCUGACAAGGCUGACUACAAGUCUUUCAUGCGGACUCUGCCAUCUCAAACACUACAAUUUAACGUAGUUUUAGAAUUCUUUCGAUACAUAGGAAAUGCAGAAGCCUUCGUUAUCGUAAGUGACGACACUACACAUGGGCUUGCGCURCAGUUCUUCUCUGAUAUAAACUUCGUCACUGUUAGUAUUUUCAAGAUCGACAAAAUGAACCCACAGCCGUCUGUCUCUGAAUAUCUAAUGCGAAUCAAGGCUAGCCUGGCGAGUGCUGUAUUCCUCCAUUGCGAUGUAGACCUUGCUAAACACAUUCUUUGGUCCGCGAAGGAUUUUGGGGUAUUUGGUGAAGGUUUGUUCUGGAUCGUGUCUGAAAAUAUCGUAGAGAACACUGAACAUUCGUACAUGUUGCCAAGCGGUAUCCAUGCAAUCAGGGUUGAGGGUUUACAGUAUACUGACCGUUUCUUCGCGGAUAGGCUUUAUAACACCUAUGAGGUUCUGCACAAGGCAUUAAACUCUUCUACUGAUGCAGAGCUUAGGAGAUUUUUGCGGAAGCCUCCAACUACAAAGUGCUCAGAUAUGGAAGAAUGGAAACACGGUAAAGAGCUGUACAGGAAACUCCUUUCAGCAUCCGUACAGAGUGCAAACUCAGUUCCAAUGCGUUUUGACGCUCAAGGAGAUCGAGUUAGCUUGGCCUAUGAUACGUUAUACCUUCAAGAUUUAGAUAACCUGGAGAAAAGAUGGAUCCCGACAGGCAAGUGGAUCAAUGGAAAGUUAUCAUUACGAACAAGCAGUUUGAAGGAUCACGGUUCUGGGGAGGCAGGAUUAAUGAAGCUGCGUGCAGCUGUGGUAGAGUAUCCUCCCCUUACAAUGAAAAGUACCUAUGAUCCAAGUAUWGGAUGCACGCAGGGGAUCAUUUGCAUCAAAUACUCGGAUGACGCAGAGAACUAUACUAAACAUUGUUGUUAUGGCUUAGCUAUUGAUGUUCUCAAUUACGUCAAAGUUGAGCUCGAGUUCGAGCCUUUCGUCUACUUUGUGCGGGAUGGAAAUUACGGCGCCAAAAAUACCACCUUGAACAAAUGGAAUGGGAUCGUGCACGAUCUCAUCAUUGGAGAAGCGGACAUAUCUAUAGAUCUGAUGACAAAUGAAGCGCGCUCUGAGUUUCUUGACUUCUCCCAGAGAUGGACAGAGGCUGGGUUGGCAUUGUUGGUUCUUGUGGGCGAGAAAAAGGUCGAUCUUAUUGAUUUCUCAUUUCUUGACCCAUUUACAAUGCAACUGUGGCUUGGUAUAGUAGGCACUGUGAACAUGUACCUGGUUUUGCUGUGGAUUACUGAUCGCCUCAGUCCUUAUGGUUACUAUAAAAACAAUCUUAGAAAUAAACCAGAAGAAGGCCAAUUUAAUUUGGAUGGAAGUAUGUGGUUCAGUUGGGGCAUUUGCUUUGACAAUCAGUUUGUGAACGAGAAACCUAGAAGUUACAGUUCACGCGCCAUGGCGGUUUCUUUAGCCAUGUUCGCUUUGCUUUGUUUGACUUCAUACACGGCAAAUCUUACAGCUCACUUGCUGUCAGACGACACUAAACCAGAUAUUACAGGAAUCAGAGACCCAAAGUUAACAGUUGAAAGUUCCAAGUUGACGUUUGGUGUGGUCAAGUCGAGUUACGUGGACAAUUACUUCGAACUAAAUCAGGAUUCAGUUAUGCAGUCCUUGUUCAAACGUAUGCAAAGAAGAGGACAUUUAGUACAAAACUUCACCGAUGGUGUUGACAAAGUGAAAAAAAGGGAACUGAAUGUCUUCAUCAGUGAAAUUCUGUCUCUAGAUUACGAAGUGUCCAAGCAAAAGAAUCAUGGAUAUCCUCGACUACAGGUGGUUGGCGCUUCGAAGACCUUUGCCGACACGGGUUACUCGUACAGCUUUAGGAAGAAUUCAUCAUGGAAGCCCAAGUUUAACUUGGUUAUCAAUAAGAUGAAAGCUGAAAACAAGCCAAGUGAGCUCUACAAGAAAUGGGUCCGACCUUUAAAAACAUCAUCCGAAGAACUACACGAACGCCUCAACGAACAGUCAUUGAGCGGUGUCUUCUUCGUGGGUGUGUCGCUAGCCAUCUUGUGCAUUAUAUUUUUGUUCAUCGAAACCAAGCUAUACAACAUGGGGCUUAUUUACCGUGAUUCAAGUCCAUCCAUGGAGACCUAUGAACGGGGGAGAAGACGCUUUUCUGCUGAAGUCCACAGAAAACUCUUUGAGAUUAGAAAAGACAAAAAAAAUCAAAAUGACGCAACUGACUUUCCGGAUAUUUCGAAUUAUUUAGAGCGAACUAGAAAAACAAGGGCAUCAAUACAUGCUUUGUAUAACCCUGGGUCUAUCAAGAGUAAAUAUGAAGAAAGUGCCUUAUCCUCUACACCUACUAGCUUCGUAUAACCCUGGGUCUAUCAAGAGUAAAUAUGGAGAAAUAAAAGGACUCGAAAUAUUCCCGUGAAA